Molecule: messenger RNA, 3173 nt
Organism: Xenopus laevis (African clawed frog)
Lineage: Eukaryota; Metazoa; Chordata; Amphibia; Anura; Pipidae
Gene: rab15.L
Product: RAB15, member RAS oncogene family L homeolog
Exons: 8
Coding region: 655-1155 (166 amino acids)
Biological process (GO): Rab protein signal transduction
Cellular component (GO): plasma membrane; membrane
Molecular function (GO): GTPase activity; G protein activity; GTP binding
Source: RefSeq, a predicted model, not a curated record
AUUGUGGAUUUUUUGGCUGCUGCUGGUUCAGGUACAGAUUGGGGGCAAUAUGAGGGAUUGGUUGCUGCUACCUCAGGUAUAUUGGGCAAUAUGGUUUCUGCUGGCACAGGUAUACAGAUGUUUGAGGCAAUAUGAUGGAUAUUUGGCUGCUGCUGUACACAUGUACAGAUUAGGGGUAACAAUAUGAUGAAUGUUUUGGUUUAUCCUGGCACUGGUGUAGGUUGGGUACAAUCUGAGGGAUUGACUGCCGUUGGCACAGGUACAUGGGGCAAUAUGAAUGGUAAAGUGGGAAAUGGUAAUGCAGGACCGGGUGGGGGGGGGCACUGACUGAAACCCUUGCCUAGGGUGCCAAAAUACCUUGGCCCAGCCCUGAAAAGGGGUGUGUUAGUGAAAAAGGGGCCAUUCAGUGGAAAUGUUGUGAGUUGGGUGGAGAGAUGGAGGUGCAGGGAAGAAAACAGCAACCUGGAAGUGGGGACUGGGAGCUUGGCUGGUAUUUUACAGACCACUAGACCAUUGACAUUCUGGGCAGGUGGAUACCCUAGUUUUCGAAAGGGCAAAUUACUGACAGCAGGAGACAGACUGUUACUGUUGGAGACCAGAGGAGACGGGUUUCAAAUUGGUGCAUUCCCGACAAAUAUAGGAGUUGAUUUCAAAAUGAAGACAAUAGAGGUUGAUGGGAUCAAAGUACGAAUACAAAUCUGGGACACAGCUGGUCAAGAGAGAUACCAGACAAUUACCAAACAGUACUAUAGAAGAGCACAGGGUAUAUUCCUAGUCUAUGAUAUAACAAGCGAACGUUCCUAUCAGCAUAUAAUGAAAUGGGCAAGUGAUGUAGACGAGUAUGCACCGGAUGGAGUUCAGAAAAUUUUAAUUGGGAACAAAGCUGAUGAAGAACAGAAACGACAGGUUGGAAAAAAUCAGGGGAUGAAGCUUGCAGAGGAGUAUGGAAUGGACUUCUUUGAGACAAGUGCCUGCACUAAUUACAAUAUUAAGGAGUCUUUCACUCGUCUGACAGAGCUGGUCCUGAUGGCUCACAAGAGGGAGCUGGAGGGCUUGCGAAUGUCUUCUGCUGAUGAACUGAAUCUAGCUGAACUUGAAGACGAUGGCAGUAAAGCAGAUGGAAUGGGAAAUUCCUCGAAAUCCUGUUGGUGCUAGAAAUGGCCUUUUGUAAAGAUGUGCGUAAAAUUUCACCGGAAGAGGGCGUAUUCAUCUGAGUGCAUUACCUGGGCAGCCAGCCAUGUGGAUGGACCACUCAUGGAAAUCUUGCUACUGUUAUAAUAUAAAUGUAUCAUUUAAAGAAAAGGAGAACAAAAAGUUUUAAAAUGUUAUAUCAGGACAGGAAUGUAUGUUAAAGAUAUAUGGCAUAACCAUUUGCACUUUACAGAAAACAGCCAUCCUUAUUCUGUAUCCUCCUGGCCUUGUUUGCGUUUCCUUCAGCCAUAGUCUGAAUCUCAAACACAAAUAAAUAGAGGUGUGGACAUAAAGUAGAGAUUAUAGAAAAAGGCCAUUAAUCCCACAGAUAAAUCACAGUAAAUCACCAUUUCUGCUCUCUGGUUAGUUUUAUACAGGGUCUCUUCACAGCUGCCAUUGAACACUGAGUGAAGUAUGCCAGUGUAUCCCCCAGUAGGGUAAAUAAUAUUACUAUGUGUCAGAAUAAACAGUUCAGAUAACACUGUGUCACUAACAAGCCACAAGUUAAGCAAGCGGUUACUCUUUGCACAACCAGUUCAGAUAAGCAGCCAUAGGUUUCAUAGUAAUGGGCAAAGUUUUCUGUGUGACUUGUUAGUCAUUCCAGGCACGGACUGUGUUGGGCUGUUACUCCAGGGCAAUUUAAUAAUCCCACAGGUACCAGGGUUUAGGAUAGGCCACCAAUGGCACUCCAGUUUUUUUGUUAGCCAUAUCAUGCAACAUAGUUGCUACAGCCAUCCAAACAAUGUGCAUUUAUAGAAGCAUCUCUAAUUUUCUGAUCUGGUAAUGUUAGUAGCAGCUGUGUUUGGUGGCAGAUAUUAAGGCACUAGCAUUCAGUGCUUUAAAGGGCUACUUUAAUCUCAAAAUGUUUAACCAGAAUAAGUGCAGAGAAAUACAUAUGCUGGCAUAUAGUUAUGAUGGUUUUUAAUGGGGCUAUAAGAAAAAUUGGGGUAUUUAAAUCUAUUUGAGUGACCUUGCCCCCCGGUUACAUCAAGUCAUGCCCUCUAAACUGCUUGACUACAAUGCUUCUGACUUCUCUUAACUAUUAAACACAGUAGGAGUAGCUUGUGACCAGCCUGCCAGUAAAACAAUGGCUGCUUAGGCAAGGUUAGUGGUAAGCACAUAUGGGAUAUCUUGUUGGCUGCACUAAAUCACCUCCAGUGCCGGCGACAUAACAUUUAAAACUACCUUUGUUUUAAAGCGAAUCAAAAUCACUCUAGAUUUUUUUUUUGUGCCCAAACUGGUGUCAAUUUAAAACAGGUGACAAAACAUCCCAUAUGAGCUUACCCUAAAAAGCAAGAUGAGUCCGUAAAACAAAAGCCUGAUAAAAUAUAGCAUAUGUGAGAUUAAAAAUACUUUAAGUUCCGAUUAUUUCCAAUUGCAUAGGGAAAAUAAAGGUUUGGUGGAUUCAGUGGUGUAACUAUAGCUUCUAGCCAACAAGAACCCCCCCCUUACCAGAGUGUGUUGGCACAGGGCGGAUAGUUGGCCGAGUCCGGGAGGGAAGUGGGCGAGAGGAUAGGGAUCGGAGUGUGCUGUGCCCCUCUGAAGAUUUUUUGCAGGGGGGCUCGGCGCACUCUAGUUAUGCCACUGGGUGGAUUUUAAAAAUAGUAACACUGGGCAAAUUAGCACCUGGCCAGUAGCCCAUAGCAACCAACUUUGCCCAGUGUUUAUAAAUGUCGCCCCUCUUAUCUGAAGGAAUGGGGGGAAUGAAGGCAUCUACAUUUUUUCCCACUUCCUUAAGAGGGUUUUAUUGCUCGGCCAUAGACCUUAAAUUGCCCAUGAUAGAAUAAAGAAUAUGUUUUUUUCUGGUUGAUGAGCAGCCAGUGUCUGUAUAUUUUUACUUUAUAUCAUAAAGCAGGAAAGUGAAUGUAUUCCAUAGGGGCAUGGUCAUAUACAGUGGAUCCUCCAAUUUCCUCCACCUGCUCUUUCCUGUAGCAGUAAGAAGAAUUUCACCGGCACACAGGAAUUGUAGUAGCAGGGCAAGC